AGAAUGCUUUAAUACCCACCAUGGCUGAGCUAAUCCAGAAGAAGCUACACUGAGAAGUGGAGAAAUAUCAACAGCUGCAGAAGGACUCGAGUAAAUCCAUGUCAGGGAGGCAGAAGCUAGAGGUAAGACUAACAGAAAAUAGUAUCAUGAAGGAGGAACUGGCUCUGCUGGAUGGGUCCAACGUGGUGUUUAAACUUCUGGGGUCCGUACUGGUCAAACAGGAGCUGGGGGAAGCUCGGGCCACAGUGGGUAAAAGGCUGGACUACAUCACAGCUGAGAUUAAGCGAUAUGAAUCCCAGUUCCGGGAUCUAGGGCAGCAGUCAGAACAACAGAGGCAGACCUUUGCUCAGCUGAGCAGGAGUUUCAGACUGCCCAGGCAGCAAAGGCAGGGCUCCUGGGAAGGCCUGACACUGUCCUGGGGGGUGGGGGAGGGGGAGGAAUGAGGCAGCUCUAGGGUCUAUACUGUAGCUAAUAAAAUGUAAAAAUAC
Molecule: messenger RNA, 488 nt
Organism: Cervus elaphus (red deer)
Lineage: Eukaryota; Metazoa; Chordata; Mammalia; Artiodactyla; Cervidae
Product: prefoldin subunit 6-like
Exons: 1
Coding region: 99-443 (114 amino acids)
Biological process (GO): protein folding; chaperone-mediated protein complex assembly
Cellular component (GO): cytoplasm; prefoldin complex
Molecular function (GO): protein-folding chaperone binding
Source: RefSeq, a predicted model, not a curated record